Messenger RNA from Strongylus vulgaris, 267 nucleotides. The record is from the annotation of a GenBank genome assembly. Lineage: Eukaryota; Metazoa; Nematoda; Chromadorea; Rhabditida; Strongylidae.
AUGUCCUUACUAACAGAAGGAGAUAUGAGGACAUUCGCAACUGCUGCUAUUUUACUGGAACUGAUAGAAUCCGGAAGUGAUCAUCUGAUGCGAACUCAACGACAGCGAUGGUCUGUUUUUUUCAAUAAAAUCGCCUCAACGGUAAUAUCAAGCCUUCAAGCCGAUGUGGACAAGAGUGAAGUUAGGAAGAAUGCGGGAGAGGACAUCAUUGUAUCGAGUUUACGACAUGCAAUAUCGCGUCAUUCUCCAACUGCUACGACGAUGUAG